Messenger RNA from Aspergillus pseudotamarii, 295 nucleotides. RefSeq lists its product as uncharacterized. NCBI's taxonomy places the organism in Eukaryota, Fungi, Ascomycota, Eurotiomycetes, Eurotiales, Aspergillaceae. The annotation marks the transcript as partial. The transcript has a single exon. The record is from RefSeq and is a predicted model, not a curated record.
GGUCGCCUUUUUCUGGAGGCCGCACAGCUUACACGCGAUGUCGUCGGUUCUAACCUGCCCAAUUUCCGUCGCAUUUGAGCCAUCAACUAGCUUGAGGAAUCUCUUCCAAAACGAGAACGGAUGGAAGGCUCAGGAUAGUCGUGCUCACAGAACACUGUCUAGCAGCGGCAGUGUACUCCACGCGCAAAAGAUCAAGGGCAGACUAGCGUUCCAGGCGCCCUUCGCUGCUGCUGUGAAGCGCGCAUCCGGAGAUAGAUUGCAUGAUUAAUAACGGAAACCUUGUCGCGAAGCUUCU